AUGGCUCACAACUCGACCACGCUCUAUCAAACCAUCACCAAUACCCUCGGUCGUACCAAUACCCGUUCCAACUCUUCCUCCUCUUCAGCAUCCAACAUGAGCCAAUCUUCACAGCGCUCGCCACCGCCCUCCUCGCACAAGCGCACAUCCUCGCUCCACAAGACCAACAGCACGUCGUUCGCAACCUCGUCGCUGCCACGAAAUCUCAUCUUCGAUUAUGUCCGUCCCGAAGAGGUUCGCGCUGCACAUGCCCUCGAGGUCGAAGGCUACCCGCCCGAAGAUGCCGCCAGCUACGAAAGGUUGCUAUCGCGCCAAACAGCAGCGCCGCAUCUCUUCUUGGGUGCCUUCGUGCCCAUGCCUCCGCCAAAAGUUGCUGGCCCUCUCUCCGUCUCCGGUCAACCUCGUCGGAGGAUCGUGGGUUUCAUCACCGGAACCGCUGCACCCGCCCUCACCCUCCGCUCCAUGUCGACGCACGACACAUCGGAAGAUGCGCGUAUCGUCUGUAUCCACUCGGUUUGUGUCGCUCCAGAGAUGCAGCGUAAAGGGCUUGCAACACGCAUGCUCGAGAACUACAUCUCUCGCGUGCGCAAAGCGGAAGAGGGCAAAGGCCCCGAAGGUGACAAGGGCAAGCGCGGAUACGAGACUCUGGCGCUGCUCGCACACGAGGAGCUCACCGGUCUGUACAAGAAGGUCGGCUUCCGUAUCCAGUGCGUCAGUCACAUCCAGUACGGCAGCGGUCAGUGGCUCGAGAUGAGGCGCAGCGUCUACCCUUCUCCCAGCAGCGGAAACGGCAGUCGCAUUGGUGCACAGCUUACCAGGACCACAUCGGCCACUUCUUCUGCGAGCGAUGAUACGCCCGCCGGCCUCAAGAUGAGCUCGGGGUUUCUCGCACCCAUCGAUACGACUCAACCCCUGAAGCCGGAUGCUACGACGUCCGCCGUCUCUACCAUCACCAUCGAAGACAAGAAGCCGCCAGCUCUUUCUGAUGCCAAGUCGAUUUCCGCUUCACCCACAUUGGCGUCGCCACCCGGCAUGCCGUCCCAGGCAUCCAUCAUGGCCGCCCUCGCCGCCCAGUCUCAACCUGGCAAGAGCCCCGGUCAAACGUAUACCUCGAUCCUCGGCCAAGCCGUCGCUGCAAAGACACCCGCCGAGGACGCCGGUAUGGCCCUCGAAGCACGUCUCGUCGAUCGCGAGUCGGGCACCAACCUCGCCAGGCUCUACUGUCCCAUGGACAACUGUCGCUGCUGCAUCCUUGCCAAAGGUGCCGGUGAGUGGGCGCGCAAGGAGAGCGGUCCGCUUUCUAAUCCAGCGCUGCAGCUGCCUAAUUCUCCAUCGCCUCCACAGGCUCCGGCUUUCCCACUGCAUGCUGCCAGUGCAGGUGUCUCGAAUCGAUUGCUGACCAGCGUCAAAGGGUUCUGGAUGGUAGCCGGUCCGCUUCAGUUUGACAACGUUGGCUUCUCACGCGACCUGACCUGGACCGUCCCGCUCGGCAACGAUCCGACAUCACCCAAAGCGACCUCUGAUCAAGCUUCAGGACUCAAUGUCGAGUCACCUGCCAGCCCUCGCACUAAGGCGCAAGAGAAGGAAGCACGAGACAGGCAGAAGAAGGAGGAGAAGGAACGCCUGCGCGAAGAGAAGGAGAAACGCAAGAAGGAGAAGCGCGAUCGCAAGCGUCCCGGCAGCGGCUCGGACGAAUCGGACGAAGACGUGGCAUCCUUGCUGUCGCAUCUCAGCCUAGGUUUGACACCGGGCGAGGAGGUGACGGUCAAGUACCUGCUCUGUCCCGACUGCGAAUGUGGACCGCUCGGAUUCACGAUCUUGCCAGCUGAGAUGCAAGGUGGCAGAUUGGCGGCGGAAGUAGGCGAUGAAGUGGAGAGGAGGAAGGGCGGGACCAUGACGCCGAGCGAGAGCAAGCCGAAGAGGCCACCGCAGGUGUUUUACUUGGCAGCUGAUAGGGUCAGGUAUCAGUUUGAACGGUCGUAG
Pseudozyma hubeiensis SY62 is the source of this 1983-nucleotide messenger RNA. RefSeq names its product potential polyamine N-acetyl transferase. Lineage: Eukaryota; Fungi; Basidiomycota; Ustilaginomycetes; Ustilaginales; Ustilaginaceae. The record is from RefSeq and is a predicted model, not a curated record. Bases 1 to 1983 code for a protein of 660 amino acids. Gene Ontology annotation, molecular function: guanyl-nucleotide exchange factor activity; aralkylamine N-acetyltransferase activity. Gene Ontology annotation, cellular component: cytoplasm. Gene Ontology annotation, biological process: small GTPase-mediated signal transduction. The transcript has a single exon.